Molecule: messenger RNA, 1678 nt
Organism: Cyclopterus lumpus (lumpfish)
Lineage: Eukaryota; Metazoa; Chordata; Actinopteri; Perciformes; Cyclopteridae
Gene: hsd3b7
Product: hydroxy-delta-5-steroid dehydrogenase, 3 beta- and steroid delta-isomerase
Exons: 6
Coding region: 44-1132 (362 amino acids)
Biological process (GO): steroid biosynthetic process
Molecular function (GO): 3-beta-hydroxy-Delta5-steroid dehydrogenase (NAD+) activity
Source: RefSeq, a predicted model, not a curated record
GGUUGCAGCCUGCAGAGCUCCGAGUUCCCAGAGAGCAGCUGUCAUGUCGGGUCCUGUGUAUCUGCUCACCGGAGGUUGCGGCUUCCUCGGCCGGCAUCUGCUGAGGGUUUUACUGGAGAAGGAGGAAGGGCUCGCGGAGAUCCGGGUGUUUGACAAGCACGUCGACUUGAGCUUAAAUGGACUCGGCACAGAGCGGACGAAGGUCGUGGUCGUCCAGGGUGACAUCACCGACUACAGCAGUGUGUUGGAGGCCUCCCGGGGGGCUGACGUCAUCAUCCACACGGCCAGCUUGGUGGACGUUUGGCACAAAAUCCCAGAGGCCGUCAUCGUCUCUGUCAACGUCACAGGAACGGAAAACGUGAUCAACGCCUGUGUGGAGUGUGGCAUCCAGUGCCUGGUCUACACCAGCAGCAUGGAAGUGAUCGGUCCCAACGUGGAAGGAGACUCCUUCAUCAGGGGCAAUGAAGACACACCAUACAGAGUGAAACACACGAUGGCCUAUCCUCUGAGCAAGGCAAAGGCAGAGAAGAUUGUACUUGAAGCUAAUGGCACCAAGGUGAAGGGUGGAAAGUGUUUAUACACAUGCUCUCUGAGGCCGACGGGAAUCUAUGGCGAGGGGCACCAGCUAAUUAAAGAUUUCUACAAGCAGGCUGAAGAAAGGGGAGGCUUGGUCGUCGAGGGUGUCCCAAAGGAUGCUGAACAUGGGCGGGUCUAUGCAGGCAAUGUGGCCUGGAUGCAUGUACUUGCAGCCCGAGCCUUGAGAGAUCGCCCACAGACAGUUGGAGGUGAAGCUUUCUUCUGCUACGAUGACUCUCCCUACAAGAACUAUGAGGAUUUCAACAUGCAGUUCCUCGCCACAUUUAACUUCAGAAGGGUGCGCAUACCCUCACUGGUGCUCUGGUUCAUGGCCAUGUUUAAUGACCUGGUCCGCUGGAUAAUUAGCCCCUUUUACAACUACACGCCGUUGCUGAACAGUUACACUUUGGCCGUGGCUUCUACCUCCUUCACCGUCAGCUCGGAUAAAGCCCAGCGCCACUUCCAGUACCGUCCCCUGUACGACUGGGACCAGUGUCGCACCCGCACACAGAAAUGGGUUGACACGCUUCCUCUGGAUAACCCCAAAGAGUCUUGAUGUGACGACAACACACUUUAGAAGCUGCCACGUAGACAUGCAGGGCUCCAGAAGUACACUGUUAAUAAGUAAACUGCAAUAAAAGCUAACUGUAUUUACGGUAUAUAACAUAUUUAAUUUCAUUGUUAAGUCCAGCAGCUUAGUUAUAAUUAAACUAUAAUUAAAGCAUUUGUUCCGAAUAAGCACACACAUUAAUAGCCUUGUUAAAGAACAUAUGAUUCAUUAUUUAAUUCCAUUGGAUUCAGUUCAUUUUAGUUUACCGGCUACAACCACCAACCAGGAACUAUGCUUUCUGUGGAAAAUGUGAUUGUUCAUCAGAUUGUUAACAAGAGUAAUAAUGACAAAUGUAAACACAAUUUACAAGCAUUUACUGGACUUUAUGUAGAUGUUAGACCUGUAUUUUCGUAAUAUAUUAUUGAUGGCAAUGUUUUACGUUGCAUAAUUUAAAGACUGUUUUUAUAAUGACAUUGUUGAUGACAUUUUCAUGUUUACUUUCUUUCAUUUAGUUUAAUUUUUGAAUAAAAUACAAAUAUUUAAUAUAUUCCA